Molecule: messenger RNA, 1694 nt
Organism: Dermatophagoides farinae (American house dust mite)
Lineage: Eukaryota; Metazoa; Arthropoda; Arachnida; Sarcoptiformes; Pyroglyphidae
Gene: Rbbp5
Product: retinoblastoma binding protein 5
Cellular component (GO): Set1C/COMPASS complex
Molecular function (GO): protein binding
Source: RefSeq, a predicted model, not a curated record
UCGAUAGUAAUAAAUUUUCUUCAACACGAUUCAUUUUGGUUGAAUUGAUUUGAAGAAUUUUAAUUUCAAUAUAUAAAUUCACCAAUCAUGAAUCUUGAAUUGCUUGAACAAUUUGGACAAAAUUAUCCAGAAGAAUUUGACGGUGUUCUUGAUUGUUUUGCAACAGCUACAAGUGUUGCUUUUAACCGAAGAGGUUCCGUGUUGGCUGUAGGUUGUAACGAUGGCCUUGUUUUCAUCUGGGAUUUUUUGACUCGCGGUGUGGCCAAAAUGAUUACAGCACACGUUUUACCGGUUACUUCAUUAUCUUGGUCUCGAAACGGGAAACUAUUAGCAACUUCUUCCAACGAUUGUUAUGUUUACGUUUGGGAUGUUUUAAAAUCUCAACCAAUCAUUAGAUGGCAUCUCAACACUUGUGUUUCAUCUGUCCAGUUUUCUCCACGAAAUCAUCAUAUUCUCCUCAUACAUUCAAUGAAGCAACCAUCUCAUUUGGUUCAAUAUCAAAUUUCGCCAGACGGUACAGCAAAAUCAAUCGCCCAUUCAAAAAUACCUCAUGAUGAAGAAUCCGAAUUCGAUGUAGUUUCUUCAUUUGAUCGAAGAGGUGAAUACGUGUUUUCUGGCAACACCAAAGGUCGAAUACAAGUAAUUCGUUUGGAAAAGGGUAGCAUCAAUUUUUCUGUCGUCACAUCCUUCAGAGUUUCCAAUACUGCAAUCAAACAAAUAGAGUUCGCGCCUAAAAAUAAAAACAUCUUUUUGGUCAAUAGUGCCGAUCGAAUCAUUCGAGUUUACGAUUCAGCUAUUAUACUUGCUAAUGACCCAGCUAAUACCAAAAGCCGUAAAGGAAAUAAUAUUGUGGCGGGAAAUGAUUCAAAACUUGAUCCAGAGCCUAUUCAAAAAUUACAGGACUUAGUUAAUAGGACAACCUGGAAGAAAUGUUGUUUUUCCGGUGGAACCGAGUCUGAUUACAUUUGUGCCGGUUCUUCUCGGCAAAAUUCUUUGUACAUUUGGGAACGUAAUGUCGGAACUCUAUUGAAGAUUUUACAUGGCACUAAAGGAGAAGUUGUCUGCGAUGUAAUAUGGCAUCCAAUACGACCGGUAAUUGUUUCCAUUGCAAGUGGAGUUGUAUCUAUUUGGUCUCAAGCUCAAAUUGAAAACUGGUCUGCAUUUGCUCCCGAUUUCAAAGAAUUAGAAGAAAACAUUGAAUACGAAGAAAAAGAAUCCGAAUUCGAUGAUUAUGAUGAAGAUAAAGAAGAUCCUAACAAAGAUAUGGGUGCCACAGACGAAGAAGAUGCCGUAAUCGAUGUUGUCACUCCACACAGUAAUGAUGUAUUCCUUAGCAGUGAUGAAGAACAAGAAGAUCGUGAUGCAUUGGUAUAUUUUCCCAUCUCAGUUGAUAUGGAGAAUGUGGAAUUAGAUGCGGGCGAAGAAAACUUUUUCGAUGAAACAGUGCUUUCCAAUGUUUCGAAUAUUGAGAAUAAUCAUCGAGAACAUAGGCGACAAACGAUGACUCGUUCUGAUGUUUCAAACAUUGAUCGUAAUAAUGUCUGUACAGUUCAAAUUUGAACCAAAUAAUCACGAAAAAUUGUUAGAAACACUUAUCAUUACAUAACUUUUGUAUCUAAAUGAACGUAUUCAUAUAAACAUUAAUUCACGUAUAAAACAUUGAAUAAUAAAAUUAAAAAAAAAAUUCUGAUCAA